AUGGCUGAUCGUGUUGCACAACAAACAGUCGGUGGAUGCUGUGCUCCAAAUCCUAGGAAACAAUUCAGCGACGUCUACUAUGAUGACGGUAGUACCUACAACCGUACAGGCGAUAAGAUUGUUGGUGUCGUCGAUGCUCCCAUGAUUCAAAAUGUCCAUGUUCAAGGAUGGUAUAUGCAAAGCUUCGUAGAUAAUGCUUCUGUGAAUUUGACCCUACUACCUUCUAUGAAUAUUCCUGACAAAGGAUCUAUCGUUAUUGGUGUUGUAAUCGAUCGUGCGAUGAUCAUUACCUAUCAAUUUCUAGAUGGUAACAAUAUACGUAUUGCUAAUCGCUCAAGCGGAGUGCUAAGAAAUCAGUUUGACAUCCCGGAUAUCACUCUGCCGCCAAGAACUCGAACAAUCACCAACCCAAUGUGUUUUGGCUAUAUCUACGCAGGCAUCUAUGUUGACAUGGCACGGACUACAGUUGUCAAGUUCUGCGCAGUCGGUAAGAUUAUGCAAGUGCUCUAA
Umbelopsis ramanniana AG is the source of this 510-nucleotide messenger RNA. RefSeq lists its product as uncharacterized. The record is from RefSeq and is a predicted model, not a curated record. The transcript is spliced from 3 exons. Bases 1 to 510 code for a protein of 169 amino acids. NCBI's taxonomy places the organism in Eukaryota, Fungi, Mucoromycota, Umbelopsidomycetes, Umbelopsidales, Umbelopsidaceae.